AUGCCCCAUUCCGCGCUACUCAUCUUAAAUACAUCCGUUGUCUGUCACCUAUCUCAGCUACUUUUCGUCUUCUUUUCUGUCUGCCCUAUAAGGUGCCUUUCACCUAUUCAUGUUCCGCUUUGCCGCGUAGCCAGUAAACUACUCCGACAACUAUCUGGUAUGCCUGUACGCAGCAAUGAGCCACGAAGACCACCAAUCCUUUACUCCUGCGGUGGACCCCUAUCUACCCAAUACAAUUUCUCAGCUUGGUAAUCCCUCUGGAGAUUCUACUGCAAGUCCAUCUCGGUCAUUGGGCUCUACACGAAAACGAGCGCCAUUGGCCAGUGUCGCCUGCCAGGAUUGUAGAAGACGAAAGACAAAGUGUGAUGGCAAGAAACCUGCUUGCAGUAACUGCACCAAACGAGGCGUGACGGCCUGCACAUAUGACCUGGAGCCAAACCAGUCUCGAGUUGCUGCUUACAAACAGAAGAUCGAACAGCAAGCGGCUCUGAUCAAAGCAUUGGAAGAAGAGAUACAAAUGCUCAAGAAUCCAUCCUCACGGACAGAAGCCACGGUUGGAGCGUCAGAAUACGAGACGUUUCAGUCUUCGUCUAAACAUUCUGGUGGAGUUCCAAUGCGGUUUUUGUUAAACCCUGCUCCUGAGCCAAAUCGAUUGUCCUCUGGCCAUAGUGUAGACGGACCUGGAUUACCUGCGCCCGAACCAGCGCCACCUCCUUUGGCGGAGAGGAUCAGGAGAGACGCUGAACAUCUGGAUCGUGUGCGCACCCUCGAGGAGGAGAUCCACUUGAUGAAACAGUUGAUGUCUUUCACCAAUGGACUGGAUGACCGGGACAAGGCGAACCAAAUGGCCAGGGAAAUCGAGGUUCACGGUAUCUCGGAUCCUCUCCUCCACGAGGCUCAGCAUCUGUUCGCCUCGCAAGUAAGGAGAUCACCUCUUGCAAACUUACAGAACAAAGCCAAAGCUGAAUAUCAGCAAUCCCCUGGACGUGCUGCAGAGAGUUCACGACCAAUACCAUAAAGACCUGGGCCUUGAUAGAAUAUUAAAUGAUUAGACGAAAGGCUCGGCAAGACGAUGCCACAAGUAAGAGAUUUACCCGACCGUGCAUAGGAAAUGUCUCUGGUCGAAGUCUGUUCAAUAUGACAGUUUGCUCAGACAUACCAAGUAUUUGCAUGUGAAUCCGGAAAUCCUGACCUGAGUGCGGACAGGGUGUGAAAAGAUCAGAAAAUCGAGCCUCAACUCAAGAAAUUGACCUCGUAGAUUUCGCCAAUCGAGCCGGGAACACGUGGACAAA
Aureobasidium pullulans EXF-150 is the source of this 1292-nucleotide messenger RNA. RefSeq lists its product as uncharacterized. The transcript is spliced from 2 exons. Gene Ontology annotation, cellular component: nucleus. Gene Ontology annotation, biological process: regulation of DNA-templated transcription. The record is from RefSeq and is a predicted model, not a curated record. NCBI's taxonomy places the organism in Eukaryota, Fungi, Ascomycota, Dothideomycetes, Dothideales, Saccotheciaceae. The coding region runs from base 176 to 1018 and encodes 280 amino acids. Gene Ontology annotation, molecular function: DNA-binding transcription factor activity, RNA polymerase II-specific; zinc ion binding.